This is a messenger RNA of Chrysochloris asiatica (Cape golden mole), 945 nucleotides long. Its product is annotated as olfactory receptor 52B4-like. The record is from RefSeq and is a predicted model, not a curated record. Gene Ontology annotation, molecular function: G protein-coupled receptor activity; olfactory receptor activity. Bases 1 to 945 code for a protein of 314 amino acids. Lineage: Eukaryota; Metazoa; Chordata; Mammalia; Afrosoricida; Chrysochloridae. The transcript has a single exon. Gene Ontology annotation, cellular component: membrane. Gene Ontology annotation, biological process: G protein-coupled receptor signaling pathway.
AUGACAACCGUGAACCAUACUGGUACAAGUCACACAGUCUUCCGCUUGCUGGGCAUCCCUGGCCUAGAGGAUCAACAUGUGUGGAUUUCCAUCCCUUUUGUCAUUUCCUAUGUCAUUGCCCUACUUGGGAACAGCCUGCUCAUCUUCAUCAUCCUCACAAGGCGCAGCCUGCAUGAACCCAUGUGCCUCUUCCUCUGCAUGCUAUCUGGAGCAGACAUUGUCCUCUCCACGUCCAUAAUACCUCAGGCCUUGGCCAUCUUCUGGUUCAAUGCUAGGGAGAUCUCCCUGGACUGCUGCAUCACGCAGAUCUUCUUCCUCUCUUCCACCUUCAUCACUGAAUCAGGGAUCUUGUUAGUGAUGGCAUUUGAUCGCUACAUUGCCAUAUGCUACCCUUUGAGAUACACCACUAUUCUUACAUAUGACCUGAUUGGGAAAAUCGGUAUAACUCUUGUUCUAAGAGGUUAUUGCACAGUUUUCCCUAUAGUAUUCCUUCUGAAAAGACUGACUUUCUGCAAAAGUAACAUCCUUAUGAACACUACCUGUAAGCACAUUAUGUUGGCCCGCCUUUCUUGUGAUGAUAUCCAAGUAAAUGUGUGGUAUGGAUUUUUUGUCUUAAUGUCAACUUUGGUCCCAGAUAUUUUGCUAGUUUUUGUUUCCUAUAUGCUGAUUCUCUGGACUGUCUUCCACAUCCCUUCCAAAGAUGCUCGUCACAAAGCUCUCAAUACCUGUGGUUCUCAUGUCUGUGUCAUCAUCCUCUUUUAUGGGCCUGGCUUCUUCUCAGCCCUCACUCAGAGGUUUGGACACCACAUCUCACCCUCUAUCCGUGUCUUGCUCCCUAGUAUCUACAUUAUUGUUCCACCAAUGCUGAAUCCCAUCAUUUAUGGGAUCAAAACUAAACAGAUCAGGGACCAGGUGGUUCAUGUGUUUUUUACAAAGCACAAAUGA